This is a messenger RNA of Salvelinus fontinalis (brook trout), 6352 nucleotides long. Its product is annotated as leucine-rich repeat-containing protein 24-like. The record is from RefSeq and is a predicted model, not a curated record. NCBI's taxonomy places the organism in Eukaryota, Metazoa, Chordata, Actinopteri, Salmoniformes, Salmonidae. Bases 544 to 2283 code for a protein of 579 amino acids. Gene Ontology annotation, molecular function: protein binding. The transcript has 5 exons.
CAAGAAGGAAACAAAGCAAGUGUAACAAUUCAACUGUAACGCUGUUAUGUGAUCCAUUUGAGAGAGAAAGGGAGGGGCUAGAGACGAGGAACGUAGUGAAUUGGAUGACACCGUACGAGCGCAAGAAGGUUGACAAGAUAACAUAGGAUGUUAAAGAAAAAGGAGAAAUCCUGAUUCAUCAAAAUAAUUUUGCAUUUUUUGGAUUACUAGUCUAUCGGCUUGAAGCUUCUAUUUUGGAGUGUGGCCGUAUACUGUAGCCUUCACGUAUCGGUUAUUAUUCUUUAGCCUAUUUAUUUGCGGGGCCCUCUGACAUAAUAAUGGCUCGACAGUAGCCUUGGACAAUGUGUUCAAAACGUCGGAUGUGUCUUUUACCGAGGAGAUCCCGUUAGAAUAUGAUUUUAACGUACCAAUAUAUACGAUAUAUAUGUGAUUCCCAUCAAAAUAAUAACGCGCUCUUCCGUGCGGAUCCAUUCGAAAUCUGGGCGAUUGUAAUUGUAUAGCGCAUCUCUACAUCCUUAUCUGGAUCUCUGUCCUAUUGGUGCGAUGGCCUUCUCUCUUCUGGCUAUCGUGAUAUUAUCUCUCCACGCUCUCCCAUCCGUUGGCUGUCCAGUGGGAUGUCGCUGCUACAGCCUGACUGUGGAGUGUGGCUCUACAGGCCUCCGGGACAUCCCCUCACAUGUCCCAGCUUCUACACAGACCAUCUUCCUUCAGGACAAUGCUAUCGGGCAGAUCCGUCUGUCAGACCUCUCCCAGCUGGGCCGUCUGCACUACCUGUAUCUGCAGAACAACAGUAUCUCAGCACUGGAGCCCGGGGCCUUCCAGAGCCAGGGUCAGCUUCUGGAGCUGGCCCUCAACGGGAACCGCAUCCACCUGGUCACAGCAGACAUGUUCAGGGGCCUGGAUCACCUCCGCAUCCUCUACCUGGCAGGAAAUGACAUCACUCGCCUACAGGACUAUACCUUCAGAGGCCUACAGCGUCUUCAAGAGCUUCACCUGCAGCAGAAUAGCAUUGAGAUGCUGGGAGACCAAGCUCUAGUUGGUCUGUCCUCUCUGGCCCUGCUUGACCUCAGCCGGAAUAACCUGCACACCAUCGGCCCUGCCACCCUGCGGCCCCUCGUCAGCCUGCAGGUGCUGCGUGUCACAGACAAUCCGUGGCGUUGCGACUGUGCCCUGCACUGGCUACGCAGCUGGAUCGAUGAGGAGGGCCAGCGCCUGCUGAGCUCGGCCGAGCGGCGCCUUGUCUGUUCUGAGCCACCCCGCCUCUCCCACCUCAGCCUGGUGCAGGUGCCUCUUAACAGCCUGGUGUGCAUCCCCCCUCUGGUGCAGCUGGAACCCCGCCGCCUGGCCGUGCGCCUGGGGGAGAGCCUGCGCGUCUCCUGCCAUGCAUCUGGUUACCCCCGGCCGCAGGUCACCUGGAAGAAGGCUUCCCAGGGUAAGGUGCAGCUCUCCCCCCGGGGGCUGGUGCAGGACCUGGGCGGUGUAGGGACUGUGGGGGCUGAGGAUGCAAUACAUCCAGCUGCAGGACGGGUGAGACUCCAGAAGGAGGAUGGGGAGCGCUUCGAUCCAGACACGGGCAGUGGGAUGCUGUUCCUUAGCAACGUGACAGUGGCUCACGCCGGGCUGUAUGAGUGCGAAGCUUGGAACGCUGGAGGGGUGGCCCGUGUGACCUUUCAGCUCGCAAUCAACUCUUCGUCCUCGUCCAGUUGGUCCCCUGCCUCCUACGCUCCAUCCUGGCCUCGUCUGCGCUCUAAUCGGCCGACGUCGUCAGACGUGAGUCGAGAGCCCUUGUACGCCCUUGGCAGCAUGGCCUUCAGCGCACUGGGAGCUGCUACUCAGACUGCCAUCGCCAUAGGGAUCUCCCUGCUGGCCCUCACAGCUCUUCUCCUGGUGGCCAUGAUCUACAGCCGACAACACCAUCGGCAGAAGGACACAGAUGACAAGGAGGAAAGCAUCCUGUAUGUCAAUGAUUACUCGGACGGACCAACAACCUUUGCCCAGCUGGAGGAGUAUCGGGAUGAGCGCGGGCACGAGAUGUAUGUUCUGAACCGGGCUAAACCCGUCCUCCCACCUUCCACAACAGCCACUACCACCACCCUGGGGUACCAACAGCAGGAAGCGCUGUCUCCCACAAAGCCCCAGAUAGAGCCGGAUAUACGGACAAUGAGAAGGAUGGCAGGGGAGGGCGGGGAGGCAGAGCCGGUGACAGCCGAGUCGGAGGGCUUGUUUCUGAAUCACACAGGCUUGUUCCUCGACUCACAAAUUGCAUAUGAGAUCCACUGCUGAAGGCCCCUAGGACGACGUUCACAAUGAGCUAGUCCAGAGUGCUUAAUGUCACUUGGUGACAACACCUCCAGACUACAAUGAGGGUUCAGAUGAAUCAUAAAUCCUGAUUGCUCUGGCUCCAGAGUGACAAGUUUGCGCAGCAGUAUGAUAUAAAGACAUGGCAGGAGACAUGCCUCCCCAACCAAAACCCUCACUGUACUGUACCUUACUGUGAUAUGAGAAAAUUAGUCCUUUGUCCAGCUUGAACAUAUACUGUAGCUACUAUAGUAAGUAUGGAGAACCAUUACAGUGGACUGAGUAAUGUGUGGUGGAGAGACCCUUAUUGUGACACUUCUGCUGUUUAUAUAAAGUAAACUGUAAUAGGGGCCUAAACAGGCUCACCUGGUUGGACUCUGAGAGGUUUAGAAAUGUAAGAGGAAGGUGCAUCAUAAGUCUAUAAGAAAGGAGUACUUUGUGGCAGAAUACUGCUGACCAACCCGGAUCCCUCCAUCCUACAGCAAGUUACUUCCAAAGAUUUCAUCAAUCAAACAACGGUAUACAGUCAGUUAAACAGGCUCUCUCUCCUUCAAGUUCUGUUAAUUUCCUUAUGUUGGUGACUAUAUGCACACAUGAAUGAACUGAAGAUAAGGAGAUGUAUUACAUUUGCAGGCAGUACCAUAAAUCAGUCAUCUCCUUUAACUUUAAAAUAAUAAUUUUUGAAAUAUAUGAAAGUACUGUAGGGCUUAGCUUUAUGAAAGUAUUUUUGUCGCUUGUACCUCAACAUGUUUUUUAGUUGACCAAACAAGGUAAACCUAAUGUGAUUCAAUGUGUGUGUUUUUCUCAUGAUCAAGUGUGUCAAUAGCAUUUAGCUUACUGUGUUUGCAGUAUACCUCAGCAUAUGUAUUGGUUUCAAUGGAAUCUGGUAAAAUGUCUGUGGUCCAGCACAAGAUUACAGUAGGUUUUGGUGUGUGACAUAUGCUGCAUACAUAUUUGCAGUGCAUUGCUGUAUGGCACUCAGUUGGGACUAUUUUCUGAAAUUCUACCAGGAACUACCAAAUCCACAACAAUAUUAGCUUUCAUUCAAACUGUGUUUUUGCCAUUCAGAUGUUGAAAAGUAUUUGUUUGAAAGAGGAAGUGCAGUGGACCCCAGCUCAAGCUUCCCCCAACAGCUGUAGGUUACAGGGAAAGAGUCUGGUAUCCCAUUGCAUGCUGGACAUUGGUGUGUUUGAGGCGGAGCAGUGAUAAAAGCAAUACAGUCUAGAAUUAAAACACUGUAUUGUCCUACCCAGAUUGUCACUGUAAAAGUGCAUUUCAAGCUUUUAGUUUAAUUUCAGAUAUUUUGAAUACUUUUAUUUGAAAAUGAUUUAUUUGUGGUUUGUAUUGACAUUUUUUUUUUUUUCACCUUUAUUUAACCAGGUAGGCUAGUUGAGAACAAGUUCUCAUUUGCAACUGCGACCUGGCCAAGAUAAAGCAUAGCAGUGUGAACAGACAACAACACAGUUACACAUGGAGUAAACAAUAAACAAGUCAAUAACAUGGUAGAAAAAAAGAGAAUCUAUAUACAAUGUGUGCAAAAGGCAUGAGGAGGUAGACAUACAGUUGAAGUCGGAAGUUUACAUACAUUUUAGGUUGGAGUCAUUAAAACUUGUUUUUCAACCACUCCACAAAUUUCUUGUUAACAAACUAUAGUUUUGGCAAGUCGGUGAGGACAUCUACUUUGUGCAUGACACAAGUAGUUUUUUCAACAAUUGUUUACAGAUUAUUUCACUUAUAAUUCACUGUAUCACAAUUCCAGUGGGUCAGAAGUUUACAUACACUAAGUUGACUGUGCCUUUAAACAGCGUGGAAAAUUCCAGAAAAGGAUGUCAUGGCUUUAGAAGCUUCUGAUAGGCUAAUAGACAUCAUUCGAGUCAAUUAGAGGUGUACCUGUGGAUAUAUUGCAAGGCCUACCUUCGAAACUCAUUGCCUCUUUGCUUGACAUCAUGGGAAAAUCAAGAUGAAUCAGCCAAGACCUCAGAAAAAAAGUCUGGUUCAUCCUUGGGAGCAAUUUCCAAACACCUGAAGGUACCACGUUAAUCUGUACAAACAAGAGUACGCAAGUAUAAACACCAUGGGAUCACGCAGCCAUCAUACCACUCAGGAAAGAGACGCAUUUUGUCUCCUAGAGAUGAACAUACUUUGGUGCGAAAAGUGCAAAUCAAUCCCAGAACAACAGCAAAGGACCUUGUGAAGAUGCUGGAGGAAACAGGUACAAAAGUAUCUAUAUCCACAGUAAAACGAGUCCUAUAUCAACAUAACCUGAAAGGCUGCUCAGCAAGGAAGAAGCCACUGCUCCAAAACCGCCAUAAAAAGCCAGACUACAGUUUGCAACUGCACAUGGGGACAAACAUCGUACUUUUUGGAGAAAUGUCCUCUGGUUUGAUGAAACAAAAAUAGACCUUAGGCCAUAAUGAACAUCGUUAUGUUCGGAGGAAAAAGGGGGAGGCUUGCCAGCCAAAGAACAAUAUCCCAACUGUGAAGCACGGGGGUGGCAGCAUCAUGUUGUGGGGUUGCUUUGCUGCAGGAGGGACUGGUGCACUUGACAAAAUAGAUGGCAUCAUGAGGCAGGAAAAUUAUGUGGAUAUAUUGAAGCAACAUCUCAAGACAUCAGUCAGGAAAUUAAAGCUUGGUCGCAAAUGAGUCUUUCAAAUGGACAAUGACCCCAAGCAUACUUCCAAAGUUGUGGCAAAAUGGCUUAAGGACAACAAAGUCAAAGUAUUGGAGUGGCCAUCACAAAGCCCUGACCUCAAUCCUAUAGAAAAUGUGUUGGCAGAACUGAAAAAGCAUGUGCAAGCAAGGAGGCUUAUAAACCUGACUCAGUUACACCAGCUCUGUCAGGAGGAAUGGGCCGAGAUUCACCCAACUUAUUGUGGGAAGCUUGUGGAAGGCUACCCAAAACAUUUGACCCAAGUUAAACAAUUUAAAGGCAAUGCUACUAAUUGAGUGUAUGUAAACUUCUGACCCACUGGGGAUGUGAUGAAAGAAAUAAAAGCUGAAAUAAAUAAUUCGCUAUUCUACUAUUAUUCAGAAAUUUCACAUUCUUAAAAUAAAGUGGUGAUCCUAACUGACCUAAGACAGGGAAUUUAAAUGUCAGGAAAUGUGAAAAACUGAGUUUAAAUGUAUUUGGCUAAGGUGUAUGUUAACUUCCGACUUCAACUGAAUGUUCUAUUCCAUGUCCAAAUAAAUACGGUUACUGUUGUCUCUCUCUCUGUUGCUGUUUCAGAUGAAACUAAUUUCUACUCCUUUUGUCUAAAUUGGUAAUUUGUGCAAAUUUAUCCAUAUAUUAUCCAUGUAUUGAAUUAAACCAAUGCAUGGAAAUAAUGGAGGCCCAAAGCGUGUCAUGAAAUAAUAUAAAUUAGACACAGUUGCAUGAAAACUGGUUUUGAUGUCAAUGCAAGAAUACAAAAGUGAAGUGUUUUUCUGCAGUGUGGGUUUCAUUGAUCUGCCCCAUACUGAAUGGCAACUUAACAGAAAGUAAGCAUGGUCCAGUAAAUGCACCUGUAUGCCAGAAGUGCAAAGAGAAAAAUAGGAAUAGGCUACCAAUGGCAGCGUUUAUUAGGCUGUGUUCACACAGCCAGCCCAAUUCUGAUAUUUUUUUCACUUAUUGUUUUUUGACCAAUCAUAUCAGAUCUUUUCACAUCAGAUCUUUUUCAGAUCUGGAUUGGUCAAAAGACCAAUUAGUGAAAAUAAUAUCAGAGUUAGGCUGCCUGUGUAGACUCAGCCCUAGAGGUUUGGAUUUCAUCAAGGGACGUGUUUGAUUCAGAUCAAUUUUUAGGGCCAACGCAAAGCACGCCACCAGCAGUGAGGAGAGGCAAGGAGAUGUGCACAUGGACUCAGGUAUAGCGCUAUUAAAGCGCUAUAUGUAUAGCGUUAUAUGAUUCUGUCAAUAUUACGAUAUGCCUAUCGUCUUUUGCAACGGAUACACUGGAAUCCCUUGGAACACUAACCUUGUUUUUGUAGUUCUGAAUUGUGCAUUAUUGGCUGUCUGGGUGUGGAUUGGCUUGAGUGCUCAUCUGAAAUCAUUAUUAAAUUUGAGUAAUUGCUGUUUUAA